AUGGCCAUUGAUACUCAUUCAGAUGUUAGUAAGUCACACGUGCUAUUUAGGGAUAACAAGGUAUUAUCAAUAGCUCAUAAAGUGGAUCGAAGAUAUGGGAAGAGGCCCCUUCCAUCCGAUGAACCGGAGGAGAAAGAAGAAGAUCACACCUUCCCUGUCUACUCAGCUCGAUCUCAACAAGACAUGGAUGUGAUGGUUUCAGCUCUAGCUCAAGUAAUUGGAAGCAGCCACAAUAACUUAGCUCAAGUGCAUGAAAAUCCAUUGACCUCAACACAAUCCAGCACAGAAAAUGAUCAAACCCAACCAGCUGUUCAAGACCAAGGGUAUGCAAGGAGACGACAUUACAGAGGAGUUAGGCAAAGGCCGUGGGGAAAAUGGGCCGCUGAGAUCCGAGAUCCCAAGAAGGCAGCUCGAGUGUGGCUAGGCACUUUCGAAACGGCUGAGGCUGCCGCCCUUGCUUACGAUGAAGCAGCUCUUAGGUUCAAAGGAAGCAAGGCUAAGCUCAACUUUCCUGAAAGGGUUCCAUCUGGCGGGACGGAAUUAGGUUUCUUUACUAGAGGCCAAGGUUUGCAUACGGUUACUGAACCUGUCCCUAAUCACAUUAUGGCUCCUCUAGCUCGUUCCCAACGACCACAGGAAGCAUAUAAUCCAAGUAAUUUUCAAUAUCCACAAUUUCUUGGAACCACAUCAGGCUAUGGCUUAAGCCACGUCAUGCCGUCAGCAGUUCCAUUUGGUGGAGAAACAUUUCUUUCACCGACUUCCUCCAGUGCAUCUUCUAAUUCGUGGCCGAUAUCUUCUCAACAGCAGCAGCAGCAGCAGCAAGAGGAACUUUUAAGAUUAUCAAUGCAGUUUGGAAGUUCUUACAACUCUCGUUAUGAUCCUUCUAAAUACAAAGACGAGGGGCUCUGAUUAAUCAAGUCAUGAUCAAAGAGAGCAAGUUAAUUAGGAAAGAUCAGUGGGAGCUGAAUUCCUAGUUAUGAUGUUGGAAAGAUCGGUGAGAGCUGAAUUCCUAGUUAUGAUAUUGGUGUUUCUUUUUCACUUGCAGUUUUUUUUUUUUACCUUGUCUUUUCUUCUUGUCUUAAUUACUUUCCUUGUUGAACUUAUAAUAUAAUUUUCCACAAUCCCAUCUAGGGUGAUCAAGAAAAUAUGUUGUUUAAUAAAUUUUGUUUGCAUCU
This is a messenger RNA of Populus euphratica (Euphrates poplar), 1175 nucleotides long. Its product is annotated as Integrase-type DNA-binding superfamily protein. Gene Ontology annotation, biological process: ethylene-activated signaling pathway; regulation of DNA-templated transcription. Bases 1 to 909 code for a protein of 302 amino acids. The transcript has 3 exons. The record is from RefSeq and is a predicted model, not a curated record. Gene Ontology annotation, molecular function: DNA-binding transcription factor activity; DNA binding. Lineage: Eukaryota; Viridiplantae; Streptophyta; Magnoliopsida; Malpighiales; Salicaceae.